Molecule: messenger RNA, 2745 nt
Organism: Onychomys torridus (southern grasshopper mouse)
Lineage: Eukaryota; Metazoa; Chordata; Mammalia; Rodentia; Cricetidae
Gene: Klf15
Product: Kruppel like factor 15
Exons: 3
Coding region: 604-1851 (415 amino acids)
Biological process (GO): regulation of transcription by RNA polymerase II
Molecular function (GO): DNA-binding transcription factor activity, RNA polymerase II-specific; RNA polymerase II cis-regulatory region sequence-specific DNA binding
Source: RefSeq, a predicted model, not a curated record
CUGAGCUAAAUCCCCAACCCUACACUCCCAGUUUUAAAUCCUCAGCUGAGUGUUUAAAGCCAGAUGGCCUCCUGGUAAGACUGCUCUUGGGCUCAGAUCUUGCCUCUAUUCCCUGGAGCAAGAGAGAAACUUAGAGAGCACUGAGGCAUAGAACGGUUGGGGAAACUGAGGCACAGAGGAGCAAAAUGACUCUGGCCUUUUGGCUGCUGGGGAGUACCAGGUGCCAGGAUGUGGCGUGGACCUGGAGACAGAUAGACAGGAUGUAGGUACAGAGACUCUGUACUCUACAGCUCUGAGCAUUCUUCACUAGUCUUGAUAAUCACACAGCCAGCCAUGGUCACUGGGCGGGGACAAAGGUCCAGAGAGGUGGCCCCAUCACAGCCAGAUACUGUUGACUCUCCUUGGACGCCAGACCUAGCAUGGGAUGUCGCUUCAGAGGACACAGCUUUCUCCUCUCUCCUUUCUAUCCACAUUCUCUGAGCCUUUCUUGGGUACCUGGUGUGGUGCUGAGUGCUGGGGACAGGGCAGAGUGUGCUGCCAAGAGGGGACACAGACAUCUGCUGAGCUUCCCCAAGUCGCCACCACAGGCUCGGCCAAGCCAGCAUGGUGGACCACUUGCUUCCAGUGGACGAGACCUUCUCGUCACCAAAAUGCCCAGUGGGGUACCUGGGUGAUAGGCUGGCCAGCCGGCGGCCAUACCACAUGUUGCCCUCUCCCAUCUCUGAGGAUGACAGCGAUGUCUCCAGCCCCUGCUCUUGUGCCAGCCCUGACUCACAAGCCUUCUGUUCCUGCUACAGUGCAGGUCCAGGCCCUGAGGCCCAGGACAGCAUCUUGGAUUUCCUCCUGUCCCAGGCCACACUGGGCAGUGGUGGUGGUAGUGGAGGUGUUGGAGAUGGCAGUGGCCCUGUAACCUGGGGAUCAUGGAGGAGAGCCUCUGUGCCUGUGAAGGGGGAACAUUUCUGCUUCCCUGAAUUCCUGUCAGGAGACCCUGAUGACGUCCCCAGGCCUUUCCAGCCUACGCUGGAGGAGAUUGAAGAAUUCUUGGAAGAGAACAUGGAGGCUGAGGUCAAGGAGACUCCAGAGGGCUGCAGCAGGGACCUGGAGGCCUGUUGUCAGCUCUCAGCUGGGUCACACCGGAGCCACCUCCAUCCAGAGUCUGGUGGGAGAGAGCGCUGUAGCCCACCACCAGAUGGCACCAGCGGGGGUGGCGCCCAAAGUGCUAAUGAGGGGCCAGCACGGGAUGGCCCCAUGCCGGUGCUACUGCAGAUCCAGCCUGUUGCCGUGAAACAGGAGGCAGGUGCGGGGCCAGCUUCCCCAGGGCAGGCCCCAGAGAGUGUCAAGGUCGCCCAGCUCCUGGUCAACAUCCAGGGGCAGACCUUUGCACUCCUGCCUCAAGUGGUACCAUCCUCCAACUUGAACCUGCCCUCCAAGUUUGUACGCAUCGCACCUGUGCCCAUCGCUGCCAAACCUAUUGGUUCGGGAUCCCUAGGGCCCGGCCCUGCUGGCCUCCUUGUGGGCCAGAAGUUCCCCAAGAACCCAGCAGCAGAACUUCUCAAAAUGCACAAAUGUACUUUCCCCGGCUGCAGCAAGAUGUACACCAAGAGCAGCCACCUCAAGGCCCACCUGCGCCGGCACACAGGCGAGAAGCCCUUCGCCUGCACCUGGCCGGGCUGCGGCUGGAGGUUUUCCCGCUCAGAUGAGUUAUCACGGCACCGACGAUCUCACUCGGGUGUGAAGCCAUACCAGUGUCCUGUGUGUGAGAAGAAGUUCGCGCGGAGUGACCACCUCUCCAAACACAUCAAGGUGCACCGCUUCCCACGGAGCAGCCGUGCAGUACGCGCCAUCAACUGAGUGCAGUGGCCCCGCCCCCAGCCCCACGCUUUGUUUUUAGAUGCAAUAACUUAUUGCCUCCUUCAGAAGGAUGAGACAAUGUUACCAGCCCCCUUCUGAAUCUUAGGAGGUGUGACCCAGAGCCGCCAUGGCUGCCUUUCCGGGAAGGACCUAGAGUCCCCAAAGGUCCCUGGGGGCUGGUUCCCCUGGUGGCCCAGGUGGCCCAGGCAGGCCUGUGCCCUUGUGCCUUUGUGCCUUCCUGCCAGCUGGAAGGGUUGUUUUGGGGGCCCUUACCCUUCUCCCGUUGGGCUCCCUACCUGGGCCAAAGCCAACAUUAUUGCUGGGGAAGAAGUAUUUUGGUUGUGUCGAAACAGUUCCCAGAGGGAGCCAUGCUGGGAAAAAUGAAGUAGGUCAAAAGUGUAGGGCUGCACUGUGGCGUGAGGACCGUACCAUAUGCAAGAGGCCUUUGAGGGUCCAGGAGGAUGGCCACCCUCGUUCUAGGCCAUAGUGCAUGUGCUUAAAUGCAAGACAAAUGGAGCCAUAUCCAUACGUACCCAGCCUGGCUCACCCUUCUCCCGACGUCAGCCUCCCGGUUGUGGUGGGAGGAGACAGGAACAGGCCUGGUGGGUGCCAACAACUAGCUACUGCCUCCCAGUCUGACUUAGAUUUGCAUUCCUCAUCAGGUCUAGAAAUUAGUACCAAUUGGACUAGCUUGUUUUGACAGGUCUAUUUCACAUCCUAUGAAUGUAUGUAAAUAAACUGUACAUAGGUACGCAUCUACAUAAAAUAUCUUUUAAUAACACGUUGACAUUUGUGUAAAUUGAAAAUUAAAAAAUUCUAUAAAGUUGGUGUACAUAUGUUACAAUUAUGUAUAUUUUCUUUGGUCCUUCAUAAAAAUAUAUUUACUUUGCCAAU